Molecule: messenger RNA, 1678 nt
Organism: Ziziphus jujuba (common jujube)
Lineage: Eukaryota; Viridiplantae; Streptophyta; Magnoliopsida; Rosales; Rhamnaceae
Exons: 1
Coding region: 241-1296 (351 amino acids)
Source: RefSeq, a predicted model, not a curated record
GAAGUCUUAAAAAACAGUCGCAUCAAAAACUCAUUUCUCGCUCUCUCUCUCUGAAUGACCCUUAAAACCCCAACUCUUCAAAGCUUUUUAGCCAUUGUUAUAAAUCCUUCAAACUAAACCCCAAAACCCUAAAAUCAAGAAAACCACUUCCAUUAUUACCCAAAAAAAAAAAAAAAAACAAAAAAGGAAAACCACUUCCAUUUUUCACGUUCUCCCCUAAACCCCCCACCCAAACAGCAAAUGUCCGCCCACUCUUCCCCCUUUCCUUCCUGCUUCCGCCCCACCACCACCGCCACCGAGAAGCACCACACUCCGCCGCCGCCGCCGCCUCCUCCGCCGAUCUCCGGCAACCCCAACCUCACCACCUCUCUCUACCACACCGACCUUGCGGUUUUCUCUCUCACAUGGUCUCGCUCUUUCCUCGGCCGUUCCCUCCAUCUGAAUCUCCUCCACCGUGGAUUCGAUUCCCCUCCUCCUACUCUGCUUUCGUCUCCGUCUUUUCAUCUCCACAUCAAACCCUUCAUCUUCUGGAAGAGACAUGGAUCCAAAAAGCUCGCCCACAACAUUUAUAUCUUCUGGGAGCUUUCCAGAGCCAAAUUCGGGUCGGGUCCCGAUCCGCAAUCCGGGUUCUACAUCGCCGUCGUUGUUGACAAGGUAAUGACUCUGCUCGUCGGCGAUUUGACCAAAGAAGCCUAUGCAAAAACCAAAGCCCAGAAAUCUCCGAGCCCUCAAGUUCUGUUUCUGAAAAGAGAGCAUGUCAUCGCCAACAAAAUCUACACCACGAGAGCCAAAUUCGGUGGGAAAAUUAGAGAGAUCCAAAUAGAUUGUGGGUUUAACGAUUGCACGAGGCUCAGCUUCAGUGUUGAUAACAAAAGGGUUUUGCAGAUAAAGCGUUUGAAGUGGAAAUUCAGAGGGAAUGAGAGAGUGGAGAUCGAUGGCGUGCCCGUACAAAUCUCGUGGGAUGUCUACAAUUGGCUUUUCGAGAACGAUAGCGAUGAUGGACAUGCGGUUUUCAUGUUCAAAUUCGAAGAGGAAGAAGGAGAUAAUCAAUCGGGUCAAUUGGGAGAUAAAAAUGAUAUGGCUCUGUGGGCACACCAACAGUGUUGGAAUAUGGGUAUGAAUGGGAUCGAGUGGAGGAAGAAGGGGAAGAGCUUGUCGUCUUCAUCGGUUUCAAUGUCGUCUGGUGGGUCUUCCGGUGGAGGCUCAUCGGUUAUGGAAUGGGCUAGUAUGGAGGAGAGCGAGCUGAGUGGUGGUCCUUAUGGGUUUUCUUUGCUGGUUUAUGCUUGGAGGAGAUAAACAGUAAAAAAUUUCAUUGGAUUUCCUUUUUCCAUAUUUGUGGCUUCUCUCUUCCAAUUUGGCAUUGUUAGUUUGUUACCAUAUAUAGUUUUUAUCUCAACUAACCCCAUUUGUUCAUGAACAUAGCUUAGUAAAUUGAUUUACGAGGAAACAAGAAGUAGGAAAUUCAUACCAUAUAUAUAUAUAUAUAUACUUAGAUAGAUCUGACAAUUUCUCCUUAGCAACAAGAAAAAAGGAAACUAAUUUCUUUGAUUUUAUUUUUUAUUUUUGGUAUCGAUUAUUGUUUGUAAUUGAUUAGUAGUGUUGCAUUGUUUGGAUUAAUCGAAAUUUGUGAAACAUAUCUAUGAGCAGAAUAGAUACAUUUGUUAUAUUAUUAUUAUUA